GUAAGCGGCAUAAGUUUCGUUAAAAUGUCCUUCAAAUUAAUAGCGUUUUAGUAGUGCGCGUAAAAAUUAUUCAGCGAGGUUAAUAUGGAUCAAACAGUCUUAGAUUUUACUGAAAACGAUAUUUUUGAACAUUGGAAUACAUCCGUGAGUUCAUCAACGGAUUCCAUAAUGCGUUCGUCGCCGAAGAAACGUCAUCACCGAUCGAAGAAAAAGAAUAUGAAUGACGAACCUCCAGCUAAGAAGUCGGCUCCAUCGAUCCAGCUGGAUGCUGGUUUCAAAUGGAAUUUACAGGCUUUGGCCAAGGCCGCGGAAUCCGUGGAAACAGGAGGCAAGUCGCCCGUGUCAGCUCUCAACGAGCUUGGAGUGAGGGUCUCGUACUGCGUGCUGAGACAGGGGGGCCCAGCGCACUGCCCGAGCUUCACUGUUGCUGUCACCGUAGCGGAUAUGACAUUUGAGGGUUGGGGUCACAGCAAGAGGGAUGCUCGAGCGUCAGCGGCGAGGACUUGUUUAAGCGCCCUGCUGGCGAGAGCUGGGAGGGUACUCCCUAAUCCCGGUCCGCAGCCCGAUUUCACUAGCGACGAACCACCGAAGUACCCGGUAUCGGAGUUUCAAUGCAUUGAAGCGAAAAUACAGCCGCCCGAUGGUACCGGAGAUAAUAAGGCAACCCCACCGCCAGGUCUCUUCGGUCCGGCCCUGUCCCCAGUACUCAAGAGCCCCAUAAAUAUGUUGUACGAGACCUACCCCGGUAUCACCUUCCACUGCUCCUUCGGCGAUGGGUCUCCCCUGGAUAUGACGCAAGCACCCAUCACACUCAGCCAUAGCAUGCGGUUCAAGGUAGUCUGUCAGAUAAAAGACCAGAAGUUCGAAGGUUACGGGUCAAGCAAGAAGCUAGCUAAGUUGGCGGCCGCCAGGGCAGCCCUGGGCGAGAUGAACGAGAAGAAUAUGUCGCAGACCAUGCCCGUGUCCUCGGACGGUCUUCCGCAACUGCUGGCUGAUCACAUCGCAAAAUUAGUUAAUGAGAAAUUCAACGAGAUGAUGCGAGGCGACCUCGUGCAUUCCAAGAGGAAGGUGCUCGCCGGCAUCGUCAUGACCAUCGACAAUAAAGUAGAAGGAUCUAAGGUGAUAGCGGUGACCACCGGCACGAAGUGUGUCUCCGGAGAGCACAUGUCGGUCCGUGGUCGCGUCGUCAACGACUGCCACGCUGAGGUCGCAGCAAGAAGGUGUCUACAGAGGCAUCUGUACGCGCAGUUGCUGAUGUACGCCAACUCGUCAACUCCUACGGUGACAAUACCCGAGUCGGAUAUCGAGCCGGUCCCGGGCGGCGGCUACCAGCUGAAGCCGGACCGGCAGCUGCACCUGUACGUGAGCACCGCGCCCUGCGGAGACGGACGCAUCUUCAGCCCGCACGAGCACCACGAACCGGAGCCCGAUCGGCAUCCCAACCGAUUAGCUCGCGGUCAGCUGAGGACGAAGAUCGAGUCGGGUGAAGGAACUAUACCGGUUAAGAAUUGUAUCAACGUCAUACAAACGUGGGACGGCGUGCUGCAGGGCGAGCGGCUGCUGACCAUGUCGUGCUCGGACAAGGUGGCGCGCUGGUGCGUGGCGGGCGUGCAGGGCGCGCUGCUGGCGCGGCUGCUGCGCCCCGUGUACCUGCGCGCGCUCGUGCUGGGCUCGCUGCUGCACCGCCACCACAUGUACCGGGCAAUUUGCGGACGCAUUGAAUCAUCCAUAUCAGCGUUGCCACCACCGUACCGCCUCCACCGUCCGCUGCUGGCGCGCGCUGCCAGCACGGAGGCCCGAACGCCGGCCAGAGCGCCAUCCUUCAGCGUUUGCUGGUCCAUUACGUCACCCUAUCCGGAGAUCAUAAACGCGACAACUGGUAAGCUCGAGAACGGCCACCCGUCACUGCUCUGUAAGCAGAGUAUGUUCGCUCGCUGGCAGUACCUCGUGAGACGAUUGCCGCUUUUACCUCAGGACCCAGCCGGUCCGUAUCUGCCGCCGUUACCACAAGACAUGGACCAUCUCUUGUACGAUGAAGCUAAGAAUCUCUGCACCACAUACCAGGUGGCUAAACAAUGUCUGACAGAUGCAUUCGAGCAAGCCCAGCUAGGUAGGUGGAUUAAAAAACCGAUCGAGCAGGAUCAAUUCCAUUGCGAAAUACUUGGAGCGGACCCCGCCUUACUGUUCGCCUAGGCGGGUGGCACUCAGGGCUGUAACACUGUGCAGACAGAUGCGGGAUCUGCUAAAUACGUCAAAAAUAUAGCUCUUGAGAAUCAAUUUAGUGUAACAAACGAUAAUGAUAGAAUUGAUACGGAUAAAGCGGGAUUUAGUAACGAUGCUGAAAAUAAAGAUGUAAGUGUUGAUGUAGUGUCGAAAAGAGAUAUAGAUAUUGAAGUUAGUACGCGUGAUAGAGAUGGAGAUAAGAUUCUGAGGAAGAGCAAAGAAUUAGAUAUUAUAGAUAAUAAAGUAAAUGUAAUGUUUGAUCGAUAUUCACUUGUUAAUGAUAAAAGUAUUUCUGGACGAGAUGAAAAAUUAGAAGCAAAAGAUGCAAGCUUUUAUGGAAAUGUUAUAAGGAAAAGCAAUAACACAAUUUUAGAGUCUGACAGUAAAUAUAAUGAAAUACAUUCUAAUAUUUUGAAUAAUAAAAGUAAAGCAGCUUUUGAAUCUCAUCUUGAUAUUGGUUUAACCAAUGAUAGUGAUAAUUUACUUGUAGAUUUUGGUAAUUUGAACACUGGAAUAAGUAGAUUAAAUAUCAAUCCUAACGCACACAGUAUAAGUAAUUCAAUUAAGAUAAUUCAAAGAAAUAAAACUACUUUAAAAUCGUCAACUUUACUUAAUAACAAUAAAAGUUUUAAUAAAAAUAAUGCUUUUAAUGCAAUAAAUCUUAAAACAUUAAAUAUUUCACACGAUAUAUCUCAAGAUAAAGAAAAUUUUAGAUCACGUGAUAUUAUUAACUUGAAAGAAGUAAAUAAUAUAUCAAGCGUCAAUAAUAAUAAGGUUAAAGUAAUGCGCAGACCUAAACGCGUCGCGGAAAACGAUUAUAUACGUUACAAUGAACUUAGUAAUAUAAAUAAUGUUGUAGAAAGCAUUGCUUAUAUUAAUAAUAAUGAUACUGAAAAUAAAACAUUUUGUCUAUCGAAUGUAGUAAGGAAAUUGAGCUCUCAUAGAAUAUCUGAUAACGUAAUACAUCCCAUAUUUAACGAAAACCCACGAAAGACUAUUGAUUUUAAAGGCGGUGGAGUUAUAACGAAUAAUGAAAGGGACUUUGAAGAAAAUAGGAAUACAGAUAUAUAUACGCUAGAAAUUUGUACUAGAAUUAAUGUUAGUUAUUUUAGAGCAAAACGUGAUGCUUCUAAUGCUAAUAAAAGCACUAAAGUUUUUGCACGUAGAAGUUCACUUUUGCAAAGAAAAUUGGUGAUAUAUAAUGGGAUUAAUUCAAAAUGAAGGG
Messenger RNA from Nymphalis io (European peacock), 3448 nucleotides. RefSeq names its product double-stranded RNA-specific editase Adar (gene Adar). The transcript is spliced from 20 exons. Gene Ontology annotation, molecular function: double-stranded RNA binding; tRNA-specific adenosine deaminase activity; double-stranded RNA adenosine deaminase activity. Gene Ontology annotation, biological process: RNA processing; adenosine to inosine editing. The coding region runs from base 85 to 2193 and encodes 702 amino acids. NCBI's taxonomy places the organism in Eukaryota, Metazoa, Arthropoda, Insecta, Lepidoptera, Nymphalidae. Gene Ontology annotation, cellular component: nucleolus; cytoplasm. The record is from RefSeq and is a predicted model, not a curated record.